Messenger RNA from Suillus subalutaceus, 1322 nucleotides. RefSeq names its product mitochondrial carrier. The record is from RefSeq and is a predicted model, not a curated record. Gene Ontology annotation, biological process: transmembrane transport; nucleotide transport. NCBI's taxonomy places the organism in Eukaryota, Fungi, Basidiomycota, Agaricomycetes, Boletales, Suillaceae. Bases 117 to 1085 code for a protein of 322 amino acids. The transcript has 5 exons.
GGUUAUCACCCGAAUUACCACUUUGGCAGUGUCAAGGCACUUGCCGAACUCCCAGAGGACUGCGCACGCCUCAGCAGCCCAAGCGUUUCUCUAUUUCCCUCCUUACUGCAGCCAUCAUGCUUGGACUCUUCGAUAUGAUGAUGUUGUUAGGGUCAUUGGCCUUGUCACUGGCCAUCUUGGUGCCAUUAGCUGGCGCAUUAGUGCGCUUCAGAGCGCACUACAACCCAAAGGGUCUGCAACUUGAUGCAGAGGGCGGUGUGCAGCCUCAUACUGGCCCAGUCAUCUCAUCCUUCUUUUCAAUGUUGAGAAGGGUACAUAGAAUCGAGGGUUGGCCAGGACUAUACAAGGGAUUGAUGCCUACGUUGUUGUCAACUCUCGUCAUCACCUUCUUCUUGAUGAUAUUUUUGAGUGACAGCAACCUUCGCCAUGGAACAUACAGCGCCCCUGAUACAGGCGUUGUCGGCAUACUCGUCUAUAGCAUUUUCGCCAUGCUUGUUUCUCUUCCUCAAGUAAUCAUCACGAACCGCGCAAUUACAACACCUCACAAGUUGCCGUACUUGAACCCGAUUUACUCACUCCGUGUUCUCCUGACACCCACCGAACGUCGGAGACCUUGGAUUCUCUAUCUCACUCCCGGUCUCCUUACCGCCCAAGUCGCCCACAUCGCCUACAUUGUUCUUGGUUUGCGAUCGAUCCGGCAGCUUCUUCUCCCGGAACUCGCGAACCCAGGCAUGCCUCGCAGAGAAGAAAUUUCCCCUGUCAAACUCGUCAUAUUCUUUGUCAUCACGCUUCUGAGCACAAUUAUCCUAACCCCUUUGGAAGUUAUUGCCAUCAGACUGUCUAUCCAACGGAACCACGCGGCCCCUGAGUUCAAUUCGAUCUCACAAGAGGAAGAAGGCGAUGCUGAAGAAGCAACCGAGUAUGCCGGUAUGGAAGAGGAUGUCAUUGGCCUGAGAACCGAGAGGGAGCCAUAUGUCGGCUUGGUUGAUUGCGGGAAGAGGAUUAUCGAAGAGGAAGGAUGGGGUGCUUUAUAUCGUGCAUGGUGGUUGACGACAUUGGGCAGCCUGAGCGGUGCAUUCUCAUAAAGAUUUUCAAUUUUCUGGUCCAUACCGAAUUCUUCUCCCUUCGCCCUUCCCUCCUUCCCCCCACUGGUGCAUAUCCCGAUUCGCGAAGGCGCCUUUCAAACCGGAAACAUACUAUGCACAUUGUAUUACCGUUGUACUUGGCUGCCCCUGUUAAUUUCAUCUGUCAAUUGCCCACAUCUUACUUCAUGUAUUCGAUGGGUGUGGCAUGGUCCGAUUGAUCUGUUGCGUACAACAAUG